AUGAGCGAAGCUGAGGAGGCGAUAGGACUGAUCGGGAAUUCCGCAGAAGAAACCGAGGAGGAUGACGAGUACGUCGUGGACGAGGACGACAGCGGCGUGGAGGAUGGUCGGAGUGCAGUGGAGGCCUUACGGGCUAUUUCGAACGGAAUCCAGGUGCCCUGGAUCUUCAAAAAGCCUCCACGGACCCGUUUGAGAUCCGGCUCAAGCUCGGGCGAGGAGUCGAUGAGUUUCACAAUAUCUGCCUUGGAAUUACCGAUGGCUUUCCAAAGGCCGGUCAGGUGA
Molecule: messenger RNA, 282 nt
Organism: Ogataea philodendri
Lineage: Eukaryota; Fungi; Ascomycota; Pichiomycetes; Pichiales; Pichiaceae
Exons: 2
Coding region: 1-282 (93 amino acids)
Source: RefSeq, a predicted model, not a curated record